Molecule: messenger RNA, 4931 nt
Organism: Aedes albopictus (Asian tiger mosquito)
Lineage: Eukaryota; Metazoa; Arthropoda; Insecta; Diptera; Culicidae
Gene: eRF3
Product: eukaryotic peptide chain release factor GTP-binding subunit ERF3A
Exons: 9
Coding region: 477-2240 (587 amino acids)
Biological process (GO): translational termination; nuclear-transcribed mRNA catabolic process, deadenylation-dependent decay; translation
Cellular component (GO): translation release factor complex
Molecular function (GO): GTP binding; GTPase activity; translation release factor activity
Source: RefSeq, a predicted model, not a curated record
UGACGAAUGUGGUUUGAAAGAAGUGUGGCAAAAACGCGUGUGUGCUUCGGAAAUCGCUGAUUUUUCGCAGAUUUUCUAUCGCGGCCACUCGGUGAAAGUGCCCAACGGUACCCUGAUCGAUUCCCGUGCCCGUGGACAGUGCUAGGAUUGUGUAGACGGAACGUGACUCUGUUCCCUGUUCGAGUGCCGGAGGUUUUUUUUUUCCUCGGUCGGUGUCCGUCUUCUUUUUUUUCGGUUCUUUUGUUCCCGUUUUCCUCCUCUUUCCCCGUUGUUUCGCACGGAUUUUGCGGCUCCGGACGGUCGUGAUCGUGUGGUCGUCGUUCGUUCGUUCUGUGUGAGGAGGAAAGGUUUGCGUUUUGUUACCUUUCCGUUCCCGGCUGGAAGUGCAAGAAAAAUACUGAAUCCGCCCUGUGCGUCGGAGGUUUGAUUGAAUCCGGGAGUGAAAGAGAGAAGAAAAACAGUCCACAGCGAGAAAGAUGGCUCAGGAUACCGAUUCGAACGAGGUCAGUGCGAAGUUCUCCAAGCUGAAUGUGAACGCAUUGGAAUUUGUGCCGAGUUUUGCCAGCUCGACACCAGCGUCCACGGCUGCGGCGGUGGUGGCAGCGGCAGUAGCCCCAGUCACGACCCCAACGGCCGGAACUCCGACGGCACCCAACCAAACCAACACAGGCACUUCCUCGUCUGGCGGAGGCAAUACGCCAACUUCCGCCGCGGCAACGCCGACGCCACCAUCAAGCAGUGCCGCACCGACGCCGAUGGAUGUCAAGGGAGACGAGGAAGCCAAAACGCCAGAAAAUAAUGAAAGUGAACCACUAGACAGUUGGGACGCCGAGGAGGACUCCAUCCUGACGCCCGAAGAUGAGGAAAUGGAAUUGGACGACGGUGAGGUGGACGGCGACAGUGUCGCGAAAGUGUCCAAGAAGAAGCCCCCGAAGGUGGAGGAAAGCAAGAGCAAGAAGGAGCAUGUGAAUGUAGUUUUUAUUGGACAUGUUGAUGCUGGUAAAUCAACAAUAGGUGGCCAGAUUAUGUCCCUAACGGGAAUGGUCGACAAGCGAACACUAGAAAAGUACGAACGAGAGGCACGUGAAAAAUCCCGAGAAAGUUGGUACUUGUCGUGGGCGCUGGACACAAAUCAGGAAGAACGAGACAAAGGUAAAACGGUGGAGGUGGGUCGUGCCUAUUUUGAGACUGAGAAAAAGCAUUUCACCAUCCUGGACGCACCGGGACACAAGAGUUUCGUGCCGAACAUGAUCGGCGGAGCGGCGCAGGCCGAUCUCGCUGUGCUGGUCAUUUCCGCCCGGAAGGGCGAGUUCGAAACCGGCUUCGACCGGGGAGGGCAGACGCGGGAGCACGCGAUGUUGGCGAAGACGGCCGGCGUCAAGCACCUGGUGGUGCUGGUCAACAAAAUGGACGACCCGACGGUGAACUGGGACGUGGAGCGGUACAACGAAUGCAAAGACAAAAUCUUACCAUACCUCAAGAAGCUAGGAUUCAACCCAACCAAGGAUCUGACGUUCAUGCCGUGCUCCGGCAUCACCGGCAUGGGAAUCAAGGAACAGAUCAGUGAAUCCGUCUGCCCCUGGUACCGAGGGCCAGCCUUCAUUCCAUUCAUCGACGAGCUGCCUUCGCUGAACCGCAAAACCGACGGUCCCUUCAUCAUGCCCAUCGUCGACAAGUACAAGGACAUGGGCACGGUCCUGAUGGGCAAGGUGGAAUCGGGAAUGGCCAAGAAGGGAAUCAACCUGCUGGUGAUGCCGAACAGAACGCAAGUGUCCGUGGAUCAGCUGUGGUCGGACGAUGAGGAAGUUACCGCCGUGGGGCCUGGUGAAAACGUGAAGAUUAAAGUGAAAGGCAUCGAGGAGGAAGACGUGUCGCCCGGAUUCGUGCUGUGCGAUGCCUCCAACCCGAUCAAAACCGGAAAGGUUUUCGACGCGCAAGUAGUUAUCCUAGAACACAAAUCAAUUAUCUGUGCGGGCUACUCGGCGGUGAUGCACAUACACUGUGCGGCGGAGGAAAUUACUGUUAAGGCUCUCAUUUGCUUAGUGGAUAAGAAGACAGGCGAGAAAUCAAAGACCCGGCCACGUUUCGUCAAGCAGGACCAGGUGGCCAUCAUGAGAAUUGAGUGCUCCGGGCUGAUCUGUCUCGAGCAGUUUAAACUCUUCCCGCAGAUGGGACGCUUCACGUUGCGAGAUGAAAACAAAACCAUCGCCAUCGGUAAAGUUCUGAAGGUUAUUGAAUAAAUAAGUUUUUAAAAUCAGUACACAGACAUAGUAACGAACUAAAAGAAACAACAACGCUAUCUCGUCCUCUGCCGUAAGGAACUUGUCUCCUCAGACACAGCAAAACAAAAGAAAAACCCACUACUACUAACAAUCUGCAGCGAAAAACUACUAAAAGCCGGGCACUGCUUAGACCAUUCAUCUUCCCAAAGGUAGGUGGUAGAUGCAAGCUAUUAAAAUCGUGUUAUGUUUAUUCCUAUCAAGAAGAGAAAACAAAUCGUAGCUAGUAGAAAGUAUCUCUUCGGUAUUGCUUCGAAAGCAAAACAAUGUUAAAAGUAUCAUGGAUUCUUUCAUUCUACUGUCGGGAAACCCAUCUACCCUUUCAAAGUCCCCGAGAAGUGAAACCAAUUUUCGUUCCUUCCUUGUCGCACGUCGUCGCAUGUUGGCGAAAACAAGAUGAAACAAAACAAAAAGGGAAAAUCAAGACACAAAACACACAACAUAUAGGAAAUGCUUAUGAUAACAAUCAUUUGUAAAAGAGGAACUAAUUGAAAAUAUAAAAAAAAUAAUCGCGGAAGCGGAGGACUGAACUUAUAUACAAUAAGCGAAACACAAGAAAACAAAGUAAAAAAAAACAAGCAAACACACUCACACAGUAAACUAAAAACAAAAGAAACGAUGAUAUAAGAAACAUGAAAUGAACAUCAUACGCAUCAGGAACAAUAAUCUUAAUGAUAACACGUUAUUGUAUAAAAAGGAACAAACAAAAAAACAUCCAGGGCGAAUCGCAAGACGGCAGGCGGGAGUUCUCGAGCUCGGACGGGAAACUCCAGGGGUUUGUCUCUCCCGUCACAGACAGCGAGAGAGCACAUAACCGACGACGCGGAGAUUUACAGACCAACACGCAGACACACCAUUUGUGCGUGUUGGGGGAAUACAUGAAACCCGAAUUUAUUCGUUGUUCCAGCUUAGUAGUGGAUCAAGAGGGUUUGUAUUUGGUUAAUCCGUGACCGAACUCCGGCGGACAGUGCCUUCGAAGAGAAGUGAUUCUCUUCCAUUGCUCACUAGCAAUAAAGAAGAAAAACUGCGCUCGGAAGUCGGCUAUUAGUAUUAAUCGAAUAGAGCACCACAGAACUCAAAUGAACGUACAGUUACAAUACAAAAUAUCAUUUCCUUUUUAUGCAUGUUAUCGUAAAACGAUAUCAUGAAUAAUAUUGAUGGCAGCAGGCACUAACUGCGAAGGUUAAUUGUGGUGACGAAUCUUUCUUCCGGUAAGCAAUACAUCGAACCAUAUGAAGAUAUCUUCUGUGAAAGUAAAACUUUGUCAAACCUUUUAUGAUAUAGUAAUUUUAUCAUCUGUGGGUUGCAAAUAUAUCAGUAUGUAUUUACCCAAAGGCUUGUUUUCUUAUUCGUGGAAUACUUAUAAGAUUGUGGUAUGACACUGGCGGUGAAACCUUGGACAUUUAUGAUUUGAAGAACAUUACGUUUAUAGUAAUGAUUUGAAAUAUGAUAAAUCAAUGGUUUCGAAUAAAUCACAUCUUGAAUUUUAAUAGAUGAUUGGAAUCUGUUUCUUACAAAGCCUUAUUGCUAGACCAAGAUCCAAUCUCAUUACUAUGACAAUUUAAUCCUGUUUCACGUAUUUCCCCCGCGCACUGUUUGCACUGGUCGAGACGGACACAAAUCUUACUAAGAAAAAAAAAAAUCCAACCAAUUGUUACUUUUGAUUUGUUUCAUCAUGUAAAAUGCUUAUUAUUAUGAGGUUUUUAGCUUUUUGUAUUGCUAAAGAAAAUUAACAAACCAAGUUUGCCGUGAAAAGAGCUGGCGGGCGGGCGGUCGUUAAUCAAAUUCAUGUGUACGCGCAGUUAGGCAUCGUUAUAGCGGAGAGAGCAAGAAAGAGAGAGAUACCUAGGGAGAAUUAGGGGAUACGUUCGAAGUUGGCCGACGGAAGUAAUAGUAACUUAUAGUGGACACGACGACACAGCAAACUAGAAGUCGGCUCCAGAUUGUGUAUUUAACGAAGUGCUUCUCGAGAUUUUCGAACUUGUAUGUGUGUGUUUGCGAGGUUGUAGGUGUGAGUGAGUUCAGUAGGUUUACUAGGGUGUGGUAGUGCGGUAUCAGAGGGCGGUUUUUCACCAUUUUAGGAUUGAACAUAGAGAGUUGUAGCAGCUUCAAAAUGUCGCCUUUUUUAUUCGCCUGGAAGCAAACUGGAACCGGGGAUUGAUUGCGGAAAUGUGGACGCGAGUGUGUGUGGUCGAGUGCGAGGUAUCGAAAUGAGAAUUAAUUUAACUAGAGCUAAAUAUGCUAAAACAUUUACACAAUUUACACACCUAAAACCGUUGAGGAACAGAUUAAUGAAGAAAUAAAUAAACAUGCAGUAGCAUACAAGCAGCCAGCGCAUUGGAUGAGACAAGAUAUUAAACCUUGUUCUGUUUCGAGCUAGUAAAGCUAAAAAACGAACACACAAACAAUAAAAUUGUAAACAAGAAGGAGAGACAGAAAGAGGAGAGUAGAAAGGGGUUAUGCAAAACAGAUAACAGAAUUGAAACGAAGCAGAUAGAAAGGGAGGGUGAAACAGCAGCAAAAACAACUAUUCUACAUUUAAUCAAAACAACAAUGGAAACUCCUUUAUCUAAUUAUAAUUACUAUUUUCGUUUUUUAUUUGUUUAUCUUUUAAAGAAAAGAAGUAAAAUAAACACCUCUUUGAAAACACAA